CCAAUCUUCAAGGUUAUGUAUAGUCUCAUUUAUCUGUCUGCAGGAGGCAAAAUGGCAGUCUGGAGUAUAUUUCUGCGUUCUACGAGCCAAAAACUAAGUAGACUUCCUACAUUAUUGUUAAAAGAACCUUCUAUAAAUAAUCAGAUAAGAUGUAUGUCACAUGACCAAGUAAUGAUGAUAAAAAGUACUAGAUGGCAAUGGUCAAAAUGUAAAGAUCUGCUACAUUUCUAUGUUAUGUUGGGUGUAAUACCAUUAUCAAUCUUGACAUUUUGCGUAAAUGUGUUCGUGGGUCCAGCAACACUUGAACCUAUACCAGAAGGAUAUACGCCAAAGCCUUGGGAAUAUUAUAGACAUCCCAUAACCAGAUUUCUUGUUCGUUAUGUAUAUGUAACGCAUCAGCAAGAUUAUGAAAAAUAUUUAAAUAUUAUAUACUUAGAACAAGAACUUAGAAAAACAAGAAUGCUUCAAGCACGUAUUGAAGAAUUGAUCGAACAACGAAGCGAUUAUAAAUACUUCUACUAUGUACCAGUAACUGCCAAAUAUGUUCACCGGGCUAGAUAUGACUAUGACAAGGAAGAUACUUAUAAGACUUUCUCAAAAUAAUUGAUUAAUAAGCAAAUGAGAAGUCUUUAUUAUUAUCUGAUACAUGAGCUAUUAGCCCAGGUGGAUGAAAGAAGAAGAAUAGCAAUCGUAAUUAUAGAAAAAACUCUUAAGAUAGUAAUAAUUCAAUAAUAAUAAUAUAUAUAUAUAUAUAUAAUAUAUAUAUAUAUAUAUAUAUAUAAAUAUAUAUUAUACCAUUGUUAAAUUACAUUUAAUAAAGGCAUUUGAAAAGAAUUUCAGAUUGCCACAAAUUGAAUAUUUCCUUAGAACAUUAAUUUUUGUGCGUUUUAAAUUCUAUUUUGACAUGUUUUCUUUCACAUAAUGCGCAUUUCAGUAUUUAUAAAUGUUUUUACUUAUUUUUAAAGAUUAUCAAAUAAAAGCAUGUGUUUUUACACAUUAUGAAAUAUUGCUUAUAUUAUAAUAAAUAUUUGAUAGUUUUCUGAUAUCUAAUAGAUAAAUUGCAAGUAUAUUGAUAAAUAAGAUUUUAAUAAAUAAAAUUUAGAUUGAUAAUAUAUAUGAUCGUUCAUUGAAAUAAGCUAGAAUUUUUACGGAAGCUUAAAUGUUAUAUAACGAUAUUACCGACGCAUAAAGAUAAUGGGUGGAUAGACCUCUUGUAUUUGUUGCCAUCUGUUGGUAAAAUAGAGAAGUAAAGAAUUUAAAAGAUCGACUUUUAUAAAAAUUUACUUAAUUAGUGAUUAUGUAAAUUUCAAAGGUUACUUUUUACAUACGUGCAUUUAAAAUAUUUAGAUUCUUAUAUAUCUGACAAAUUGCAACUUAUAUCAUUUAUUAUGGUUCAAUAUCGUUUCUUUUCUAACAUUCAUUCAUUUUUUUAUUUUGUAUACCUACAUCUUUCAUAAUGAUGAGUUCAUAAUUUUUUUUCUACAUAUUUUUGAAUCUUUUAAAAUGUUCUUAACUAUAAUUCAACGAUCCAGUUAUCAUUCUCCUAUAAAAGUCAAAGUUUACGCUCUAUUUCAUAUUAGUAGUGAGAGGUAAUAGUUAUGUAGUGUUACAUUUAUCGUAUUUGUUAUUUAUUUAUUUCAUAUAGAUAUUAUUACUAAGUUAAUAUGUUAAUUAUAUAUGACAGAGAACAAAACUUUUUACUAAAUAAUAUAUUUUAUAUAUAUUAUAAUACAUUAUUUAUUUUCUUUUUAUAUUCCAUAUUGAGAGGUAAUAAUUGCGUAGCGUUCCAUUUGUCGUAAUUGUUAUUUGUUUCAUAAAGAUAUUAAUUAAUAUGUAAAUUAUAUAUGACAGAAAA
This is a messenger RNA of Vespa crabro (European hornet), 1855 nucleotides long. RefSeq names its product NADH dehydrogenase [ubiquinone] 1 beta subcomplex subunit 5, mitochondrial (gene ND-SGDH). The transcript has 5 exons. Lineage: Eukaryota; Metazoa; Arthropoda; Insecta; Hymenoptera; Vespidae. The record is from RefSeq and is a predicted model, not a curated record. The coding region runs from base 16 to 603 and encodes 195 amino acids.